Molecule: messenger RNA, 2626 nt
Organism: Salpingoeca rosetta
Lineage: Eukaryota; Choanoflagellata; Craspedida; Salpingoecidae
Exons: 21
Coding region: 1-2541 (846 amino acids)
Biological process (GO): actin cytoskeleton organization
Molecular function (GO): actin binding; small GTPase binding
Source: RefSeq, a predicted model, not a curated record
AUGGCGAGCAAGACCGGUGAUGACGUGGUCGUUGACGAGGACGUCGCGGAGGAUGUUGGCUACAUUGAUGUGAUGGAAGAUGGUGAUGGCGACAGCAGCGGCUUCAAGCACGAAGGCAGCCCAUCACACGACGAGGCAUCCACCACAACAUCCACCGCAACGCAACCCGGUGAUCCAGGCACUGUGACAUCAGCAUCAACACGAAAGACACGGGACAAGGGGCCAAAGCAACAGGCAACCGAAGGAAAGAACAUGAAAGGGACUCCCGCCACCACGGGUCGACGCACGAGCGGCGCCGACCUCCUCAAGAAGAUGCGCGUGAACUUGAAAGGAAAGCUGAUGGACACAGACAUGGACUACGUGCUUGCGAGCCUGCAGUGGGCACGUCCGCCAUUUGGCGUGCUGUGUACAACCAUCAAGAAUGCCCCGCAUGCAUGGCUGGACGAGUUCUUGUCACGCGACGGGCUUGUCGCCAUCGUCUCCGCCAUCCAGAACAUGAUGGGGGACGACAGCCCGAGCCUUGACCAGGCGGUGCACAUUGAGCACGGUGUGCGCUGCGUGUCUGCGGUGAUGAACCACCGCGCCGGUAUCGACGCCCUCAUUGACGGCGGACAGCCCGCGAUCAACAACCUGACGGUGCUGCUUGCGGCGAAGCAGCCUGUGGUGAAGAAGCUGAUAUGGGAGCUGCUCUCCGUCCUCUGCAUGUACUCCUCACACGCGUGUGGGCUUGUGCUGGACUCAUUUUCUCUGUUCGAGGCAAACGACGACGACGCUGGUGGUGGUGAUGAUGGUAAUGGCAGUGCCGGCAUUGAUUUGCACAGUGGAUUUGAGGACCCGCUUCGGCUCAUCAUUCAGGAGCUACAAGUCACGGCCCAUUCUGACGCGUACUUGACGGCGGUGCUUGGGUUUGUCAACGCGUUGCUGCGCGGCACACCGGAGCUGGCUGCCCGCCUCCAAGUUAGGCGGCGGCUGCUCGCGCUUGGGCUGUUGGAGGUGCUCGAGUCUUUGCGCGUGCGCAUCGAAUCCCCGGAUUUUCUUCUGCAGGCCGACGUCUUCCAGCAGCACUACUUUGCAGACAUCAACAGCGCGACAGAGACGUAUUCCCUGGACACGAGCAAUCCGUUUGAAACGUUUGCUGCGCUGAACCGAAAGCUGCGUGACGAUCAAGUGCGGAAACUCUUCACGUCCGUUAUUGCGCAAUUGCUGUCCAUGGACGAUAAUCAGCCGACAGAGGUGGCGGCGGAGGUGUGGAAGUUCAUUCUGCACCAGGUCACCAAAGCAACAUCCAUCACUCCCAUUGCCGGCCGGGGGAGCGAGCACGCGGUGUCGUCGCGAUUGCGGACGCUGCGACGGCAGACGAGCUCUGAAUUUGAACUGUUGAAGGAGAAGAUCAUGACACCGUCAUCGCCGACCAUCAGCAGGCAGGGCUCCGAGGCCAGCGACAUCUCAGGCGCUGCGCACCCGACGUCGCCGUCGUUCCGGCACCUGCGGGCCAAGUUGAAGCGCCAGUCCACCCGCCUGCCCGAGCAUGUCGUCCGAAGUCUCCACAAACUUCUGCCUGGCGACGAAGAUGUCGCAAUGCUAAACGCAUUUGAUGGCGAUCCAGCCCAGCUCAACAAUGCAGAGCGGUUCCUGUACAAGCUCGUCAAGAUUCCUCUUUUCCGGGAACGCGUCCGCGCUCUCGAACUCUCGCUGGACUUUGGGGAGCGGCACAACAGCGCGUACAGCGAUUUGACUGCGUAUCAGACGGUGUUGGAUGACAUCAACUCGUCCACGUCGUUCCAGUUUCUCCUGUUUUACGUUCGCGAAGUCGGCAACUUUGUCAACUACGGCGGGUACGCGGGCGGCACACACGCAUUUACGGUAAGCUCGCUGCUGAAGCUGCGGGAUGUCAAGUCCAACGAGCAAGGCCGCACGCUCCUCCACGCCAUCACAGAGCAGCUUGGCAAACACCACCCGGACGUGUUGGUGGACCUCAAGUCCUUGCAUGUCUCGCUGCGCCAGUUGCCCAAGGUCGAUUUGGACACGCUGAAGGCAGACAUCACUGCCCUCGAGUCAACGCUUCGCUCGUGCGCGAAACGGAUCAUUGGCUCUGAUAUCGAGGAGAGGUUCAAGACGUUCUUUGAUUCGGCGACGGAAAAAGUGGAGAAGCUGAAGGAGAUGCUGAACACGGUCACGUCGACGCUCAAGGAUGUUGCACGGUUUUACUUCCAUGAGGAGGACUCGCUGCUUGGGGACGUCGCGUCCGUGUGCGGAAUGAUUGUCCAGGCGGACGAGGACAACGUCAAACUCGCAGAGAAACGAGAACGGCAGAAGCAGCAAGAGAAACAGCGCAAGGAGGAGGAAGAGCGAAAGGCGCAGCGUAAGCGAGAGCAGGAGGAAAAACGCCAGUCGGAAUCAGACGCCAGCGACGAUAGCGGCGUUGUUGACGAUUUGCUCAACCACUUGCGCGGCGGAUUCUCGACACCGCUGCCGAAACACCGACGGACACGCCGAACCAGAGGCGGAAAGCGAGGCACGCUCAUCCAAAAGGCGGCGUAGCAAUCGCGAUGCCACACACACACACACACACACACACACACACACACACAAACGCACACAAACACCCAGACAUACAGACACAGAC